Messenger RNA from Adineta steineri, 1371 nucleotides. NCBI's taxonomy places the organism in Eukaryota, Metazoa, Rotifera, Eurotatoria, Adinetida, Adinetidae. The record is from the annotation of a GenBank genome assembly.
AUGCUAGUCAUUCUUAUUAUAACCAUUAUAUCAUUUAAAUAUACUUAUUUGAAUGCACAAGAUGUUCCAUAUGAUGGUAAUUGUACUUUUACGCAUGAUUGUGCUAAUUGGCGUGAAGGACGUGUAAUAUGUGAUGAAAAAAAAACAUGUACUUGUAGACAACCAUAUAGUACAACUCAAGGCAAUGUCUUUUGGGAUAGUACAGGUCAUCGUUGUGUUUAUUGUCCGAUUAGAUGGUUUCAAAGAGAAGCACGUUGUUAUUAUUUCGAAGAUCGCACAACGUCUUGGUCAGAUGCGAGACAUCGAUGUCAAACAGUUUUCAAAGCUGAUUUAAUUACUUUUAAUAGUCCAGAUGAUUUAGAUUGGUUGCGAAAACAUGGAACAGCAAUGACUUUAGAAUAUAUUUUUUCUCAUGUAGGAGAUUCAUAUUAUCGUCGAUAUUGGAUAGGUGCAAUGAAUGAACCAUUUGUUAAAUUUGGUCAAUUUUCAUGGAUUGAUAAUAACGGAUUUCAAUUUAAUCAAAAUAGUUCAAUGUGGUGUAGACCGGGUGUUAAUGGAGUGCCAUUGACAUAUAAACAACAACCAACAUGGGAUGAAAAUGGACUACAUCAAACUCGUGUUGCUCUUGCUCGAUGGAAAAGUUUAUUUUAUAACCAACAACCUGUUCUUUGCUUGGAUGAUGAACAACCAGGUGAACUAUUAUCACCUGCUUGUCAACGAACAUCAGCUACUUUUCAAACAAAAUGUAACGAAAAUAAAGAUGUCUGUCAAAAUGAUGGUAUAUGUACUGCAGUAACUGAAAAAGAUAUCAUCGCUUGUGAUUGUACGGAAACACCAUAUGGUGGUGCUUAUUGUACGGAAAAUUGUGGUAAUCUAUCAUCAUAUUGUCAAAAUGGUGGUAAUUGUACGAAAUCAGGGGAUUGUGUGUGCAAUUCUUUGUGGACGGGAUUACUUUGUGAAACAGCUAUAGAUCCAUGUCUAUCAAAUCCUUGUCAACAUAAUACAAAAUGUUCACAGAUGGAUAAUACAACUAAUUUUAUUUGUGAUUGUGAAGAUUCGGGUUGGACUGGCGACUUAUGUGAUUCCAGUGAAUAUCCAUGUCCAGCUGAACGUUGUCAUAAUAAUGGUCAAUGUAAACUAAAUGGCCGAAAUAAUUUUACUUGUAAUUGUUUAAAAACUGGUUUUCAAGGAAUGUUUUGUGAACAAGGUUGUUUAGAUACCGAUAAACCAUGUCAAAAUGAAGGAUCAUGUAUAAAUAAUGCAUGUACUUGUAAUCCAUUGACACAAGGCGAUUUUUGUGAAAUAAUCAUCGAUAAAGAUUCCGUAGAAAUAUUCUAUCGACUGUUAGUAUUAUUUUCAUUAUUGGUUUAA